AUGGCUAUCUCAUCUAUCUUUGGCGGUGGUUCUACAUCUGAUAGAAAGACUAUCCCUAAUACAACUGGUGGCGUUUCACAGAAGCUCAAAGAGCAAAUAUCUCAAGAACUUGCCAUCGCAAAUGCUACAGAAUUAGUUAAUAAGACUACAGAAAACUGUUUUGAGAAGUGUCUUACAAGUCCGUAUAAUAGUGGAAAUGAGAACUGUGUCGACCAAUGUUUGGCAAAGUACAUGAAAAGUUGGAAUACCGUUUCAAAAGCUUACAUAGCUAGAAUCCAACAAGCCUCUACUUCAGGAGAGAUUUAA
Molecule: messenger RNA, 306 nt
Organism: Tetrapisispora phaffii CBS 4417
Lineage: Eukaryota; Fungi; Ascomycota; Saccharomycetes; Saccharomycetales; Saccharomycetaceae
Gene: TIM13
Product: protein translocase subunit TIM13
Exons: 1
Coding region: 1-306 (101 amino acids)
Source: RefSeq, a predicted model, not a curated record